CGCGCCUCGGUCGCCAGUCGCCAGCCCGCAGCCCGAGCGCGACGGACGGAGCUCGCAACCCGAGGCCAAUUCAUAAGUGAUUGUUUGCAACAUAUUUAACGUGUACGCGACUAAUGCAACUUAUCUAGUCGGAUAACAGGGAAUUAGUCUGCUCGCGUCGUACCUAUUUCAAAAUGGUGAUGUUUGUGCAAGUGUGGCGCUUUCGAGCGUAGUUAGUACGUGGCCAUGGGCUCUAGUUCCUACUUGAAGGGCCCUCCGCGAUCCUGACAUAGCAAGAAGGACAGCACGUUGGCAAGGAAAGCCACUUACCGCGGCUACAUCAGCCCAGAUAUUACCUCCCGUCUAAAUUGAAACGUUCUAUCACAUCGUACACUGUGAUCUGUGACUAUAACAAGUGCAAUAAUAUACUUUAGUGCAAUCGUUUGUACUGUCGACUGCCAGUGAAGUGAUUUGUUAUAAUUGUGGUGAAAUUAAUUGUGGACAAUGGAGCGUGAAUCAAAUCCCAUGGAGGCGUUAUGCCGGUCAGGGUGUGGCUUCUAUGGAAACCCUUCCACAGAUGGACUCUGCUCAGUAUGUUUUAAGGAGGCUCUGAAGAAGAAGCAGCAGCCGCCCGCGACGACGCCGUCGCCGGUGGCGGCGCCGUUCGUGCCGGCAGCGCCCGCGCUUGCGACCGCCCCCGCCCCCGCUCCCGCGCCUGCGCCUGCGCCCGCGCCCACGCCGCUCGCCGCCGCCGCGCCCACCGUGCCCUGCCUCGCCGCCCAACCGCAGCAGCACACAGACAAAUUGGAAGAUGAGAGUGGAGCGGGCACGAGCGGCGCCAGCACGACGUCCGACACGGACGCGGACGACAAGGACCCCAGCAAGGAUAAGAAAAAGAAGAACAGAUGUGCCGUCUGCCGCAAGAAGGUUGGACUUACAGGGUUCGAGUGUCGCUGCGGCGGGCUGUUCUGCGCCGUGCACCGGUACAGCGACAAGCACGACUGCUCGUUCGACUACCGGGAGCUGGGCGCGCAGGAAAUCCGCCGCAACAACCCCGUGGUGGUGUCGCAGAAGAUACACAAGAUAUGAGCCCCGUCGAGUCCCGACCAUCCCGUCUAUCCUUUACUCUAAAUAAAUUGUCGAUCGAGUUUGUGUCUCUCAUUUACGUAUGUAGAUUGACUCGGCGCCGGCCGCGCCGCCUAGUAUUUAGUUUACCGGAUUCUUCGACAGAGUUUACCUUUUGACGGUUGUCGGACAGAAUUUAUCGUAAAUGGCAAUUGUUAACGGUAAAUCGGACGCGCAGACUCGAUCCAUCGAAAUUUAGAUUUAUUUGUGGCGAGAGUUUUACUUUUAAAUUUUUAUUAAAAGUUGUAGAUAAAGUUCAUUUGGGUAGGAUUUCAGGAUUAAUUUCGAGAUACGAGUAGCGUUUUGAAUAUUGUCCAUUCACCUCCAUUGUAAAUAUUAGAUAUAAUUAAUUAUAGAAACAAAUCCUAUAUAUUGUAAAAAAAUUAAAACUCCAAAAAAAGCUACAUUGUUAUGAUUCCGACGGAGAGCAUAACCUGCUUAACAUUUACGAAGUAACAAUUGUUAGCUGCUCAGCGAGCGGCGGGAGUCGCUCUCGUGUAUAUUGUACAGAAGUUAGCGAUACUACACAACACAACGACCGGCGGCACCGGUGUGCGCCGCGCGGUACUCGGCGAUACUGCACAACGACCGGCCGCGCACGCCCGCGGGCGUGAACGUCUCUGGUGUUAGUACUGGCAUUUUGGUUUGGGAAGUCGUCGCUUUCUUAUUUGUCUAACAUUGGCGUAAGUGACUAGUGUUUAGCGAGAUUGUGGUGUGUCGGAUAAGGCGAGCGUGCGCCGCGGCCGGCCUCGUCGGUCGCACGACUGGUCGGGCGACGCGACCGCCGCAGUCGUGCGACCGGUCGGGCGACGCGACCGCCGCAGUCGUGCGACCGGUCGGGCGACGCGACCGCCGCAGUCGUGCGACCGGUCGCGCGGCAGUCGGGGCGAUGCCGGCCCUCCCCCCGCACUGCUCUAUGUGUGAAAAUUUUAAGUAAGCAUAUACAUAUUAUAAGUAGUCGACACUUUAUAUUAUAGUAGGAAAGAAUUAUUUAGCUUUUUUCUUUUUAAUCACAAUAUUAUUCAAAAUUGUAUGUUUUAUUAUGUAACUUGUUCAUUUAGUGGUGAUGUUGGAUCAAUAAUACUUACGUAUCUAUUGUUUCGGUCGUUUGUCCACGGUAGACUUACUAAUUGGUUGGACUUAAUUAUUUAAUGACUUUUGUUGUAUAUUUUGUUAGGUCAUUGAUUAAUUUGGUCUUUUUGCUUGAACAUAAUCAGAUAAAAAGAUGAUGUUAAUAAUGAAUGAUUUUUUCUUCUAACUUGCUGUUUUAAUUUAGUUAUUCUUCUAUUAAAGUCAUUAAAUUUUCAGGAACAUGA
This is a messenger RNA of Cydia amplana, 2420 nucleotides long. RefSeq names its product AN1-type zinc finger protein 6 (gene drn). Gene Ontology annotation, molecular function: zinc ion binding; DNA binding. The transcript is spliced from 5 exons. The record is from RefSeq and is a predicted model, not a curated record. NCBI's taxonomy places the organism in Eukaryota, Metazoa, Arthropoda, Insecta, Lepidoptera, Tortricidae. The coding region runs from base 484 to 1068 and encodes 194 amino acids.